Molecule: messenger RNA, 1613 nt
Organism: Lobosporangium transversale
Lineage: Eukaryota; Fungi; Mortierellomycota; Mortierellomycetes; Mortierellales; Mortierellaceae
Exons: 2
Coding region: 187-1389 (400 amino acids)
Biological process (GO): negative regulation of transcription by RNA polymerase II; chromatin organization
Cellular component (GO): pericentric heterochromatin
Molecular function (GO): chromatin binding
Source: RefSeq, a predicted model, not a curated record
ACCUUUCACCAUUAUAAAACACGAUUCCUUACUCUUUAUCCUGCUUGCUGUGGAAGAGACAAGGACAGUCUUUGUAACUUUAUACAUUUGCAAUAUUUGGUUGUGCUUCCUGUAAAGCAGGAUUUACCCACCAUUCUUUCUUCAUCCUUCAAUAAUCUUUUCUCUUCGUUGGCAUCCAAAAAAAAUAUGACUGAUGCCAACGUAAUGGACAUUGACAGGACGACUGAUUCUGUUAAUGUCAAAAUUUCUGCAUUUAAGACAACAACAACAUCAAUUACAGAGACAGCUGCAGAGACUGUUGAAGCAAGCAGCGACUCAUCAAGUGAAGCUGACUUUACUCAGGAAGUUAACGUUCCUCAUGAUAAUUUACCUGGACAAGAGCAAAAGAAUGGCAAUCCGGAGGAGCAAUCAACACUGGCUUUUGAGGAAACAUCCCAUCCGCAAAAGAGACGUAGUUCAGAUUAUACAGACAUACCGGAGAACCCUGAUCAAAUGAUUAGCCAGGCGAUAGUAUCAAUUGCGAAUAGGCGAGCAAAGAAACCCGUGUCGUAUGCUCCUGUGUACAACAAGUCUGCUGCGCCAUCAUCCUUAGGCUCUAAAAAAGCCACAUCAAAGCAGGAUCAUAUAAGAACCAUCAUUGGUGCUAUUCUUCCGGAGGGCACUGUGGCCACGGAAGAAGCCUUAGACCGUCUUUCUCUAGCAUUUAAUGCUCUGGUUAAAGAAACCAGCGAUGCUUCCGCUAGUAAGGUAGCGACUUCGGUCAAGGCUGCUGUGACAACUGUUGCCUCCAAGGCAGCCGCGGCGGCAGCGGCGGCAGUGACACCAGCAUCAACAUCCGUACCGAAAUCAACAGUGCCACAUUCGCCUCCAUCUUCGCCUUCAACCUCGUCUUCAAAUACUAGAUCUAAGUCCAAGCGUACAUCGCCCUUAUCUCCGAUACCAGUUGACCAUUCUGAAAGGAUUUUUACGCAUGCUCUUCCAAGGAGAAGCUCGACUACGAUUAUUUCCAGAAAACCUCAUGCUGUAGAUGUGGCAGUGAAAACAGGCUCUAAAAGACACAGCGAGACAGACAACAAGCUCACCAAGAGGCAAAAAUCAACGAAGAGGGAAGGAGAGGACGAGGAAAAUAAGGAAAAGACGAGUAAAAAAGACAAAGAGUAUGAAGAGAACAAUAAUGACGAGGAGGAGGAGGAGGAGGAGGAGGAGGAAUCUGAAUAUGAAGUAGAGGCGAUUCUUGACUACAAGGCCUUACGUGGCAAGAAGCAUAAAUUCUUGAUCAAGUGGGUUGGAUAUCCAGAGAACGAAUCCACUUGGGAAAGUCAGGACGCACUCACUGGAUGCGAUGAAAUGCUGCAUGCAUUUGCGGUUAAAAAGGGAAUCACACUUUAAAUUUUCAUUUUAUUAUCAUUGCCUUGAUGCUAACUUGUGAUUUACUCGUACUACAUUACGAAGGUCCUCAUUAAAAAACAAUUUAUAUUUCAGUGAAGGACAAGAGGAUCAGUAUCUUUGUGAGUAUUUCUUCAUUUCCUAAGCCUCUAAUAUAUCACUAUACCAGAAAACAUUAGGUAUUAACAGAAGUACCUGAGAUAUCAUCAUUUCCUCAAUAAACAUGG